UUUGUAUAUAUUAUUGUUAUGCGAAUUACUCUCUCUCUGUAUAUGGACUCACAGUCUCUCUCUUCUUUUCGUUUAGGGUUCGUGAGCGGUGGAAGGGGAACUGCCCGAUCACUGUUCCAGAUGGGUGAAUUUCUGUAUCAGAUCUUCAAGUGAUCAUUCGCGUUGUAUUAUACAUUUUUUGCGGUUGAAGGUUCACACCAGGUCGCUUGAUCGAAUGAAUUUAGAAAGGCGUUGAACUUUUGUUCUUCAUGGCUGAUACUCUAUGAUUAGGGUGUAAAGGAUUUGAUUGCUGGCAUUAAAUUUACGAGAAGUAAACGGUGCUUUGCUGCCGGUGAUUGUCACAUUUAUUUCUUUGAUAUCAUUGGUGUAAACCCAGCUCACCAUUUUUAUCAUCUGUGCCGAGAAAGAAUGGGAGCUGCUUGUUGUGUUGCUGCAAAGGAUAGAACUAUAGUGAGCAGAUCACCUGGUGAAACACUGCAGCGGCACACUCGCUAUUCACCAACUUGGAGCUUUCGAUGGGAUAAUCGUGGGCGAGUGGCUGGGGAAGAAACAUCGGUUAAUUGGCUACAUGAUCGAGGUGGCGGCAACAGUCACAUAGAAGUCAAAUCUGGAACCACUGUUGACACUGCUUUUGCUUCUCAGGAGAGCAGUCCGUUAAAUGCUCCACAGUCACCUGCGGUUUCCAAACUCCCACCCUCUGUAGGGAAUGGUGAGUUUUCAAGGCACCUAUCUUCUGGUCAGCCGGUGUUGCAGAAUAUUAUGGAGGUAUGUAAAGAGGAUGAUUAUAAUCGGUUCGAUCUUUUAGAGGUGAAGGAGCCGAUAGAUGCGCCGUCCGUUUCGUGUCCGUACCCUGUCAAGCUCUCCCCUUCUGCACCGUCUAUGUCUGCCUCUCCACCAAAUUCGACUCCUUCAAGAUGGCUUCGCCGCUCUUCAGGACAACAAUUGCUCCGUCAAGGAUCCGACGCUGCCCGGAAUCCCAAACCCAAGCCGCCGUCACCGACGCUCUCGAUAUCCGAGGAGCCACCUGUGUUUCUCCCUCCUGCUUGGGGCAAUGACACAUCCAUGGGAUCCAAUGGUGGUUCUUCGGACAAUUGGUCGAUCCCGACUUUCCAUGAGCUCGUGACCACUCGGAAAGAGCGGUGGUCUUUUGAUAGCGAAGCGUCGGGAUUCAGCCGCGACAAAAUUGCCGGGCAUAGCCCUGCAUCUGCUUCCUUUGACCUCCAAACCUGUGGUAUUUGCACGAAGCUUCUAACCGAGAGAUCCGUAUGGGGAUGCACCAGCCAGAAGAUAAUCUCCGCCAACGAAGUUGCUGUCGUCGCAGUUCUAACAUGCGCGCACGUCUACCAUGGCGAAUGCUUGGAAUGCUUGACUCCCGAAAUCCACAAGUACGACCCUCCUUGCCCUGUCUGUACCUACGGGGAGAAGCGCACGGUGAAGAUGGCCGAAAAGGCGCUGAAAUCCGAAAUGGACUCGAAAGCUAAGAAACGAUCAAGGAGACGUGUAGUCGAUGAUGAUCUCAACACAGGCAUGUUCGACCACUUCAAAGGCCGAGGUGACGGAAGGAGCUCGAAAUCGACCUCGAGUUCAGGCACAAAGGGGAAGCCUUUCCUCCGGCGGCACUUCUCUUUCAGCUCGAAAACGAGCCGAUCUUCUUCGAUGUCCGAGAACAACCAAUCCCCUUUCAAGAAGGGGUUUCUAUGGUCAAGAUCCAUCAAAUACUGAUUCAAGAAAGUAAUGUUCCCUUCCGAUCAUAUAAAGAAAAAAAGAAAAGAAAAGAAAGAUCCCCGUCGUCGGAAGAAUCGGAACAACAAAAGUCCGAUCGCCUUACUUGAUGUGACGAAGAGGAAACGAACGACGACGAAUCAGGUAUCGAAUCUACACACACACAGACAUAAUACACAUUGUAAAGGGCAGAAUCAAUAAAAACGUUCUGAGAAUGAGAAGUGGUAAGAGGAAUGGGGAUUUUAUAUGAUUUGUGGUUGUGUAGUAUCAUGAAAUAUGGUAUGAAUGGUAAGGAAAAGGUGUAGGUUGUGUGGCUUUUAUUUUAUUUUAUUUUUUUAAAAAAAAUUUGAUUUAUUACGUGUAUGUAUUAAAUUUAAUUACAUUACAUGGUGAGAGGCUGCUGAUUACUGCU
Messenger RNA from Andrographis paniculata, 2134 nucleotides. RefSeq lists its product as uncharacterized. The coding region runs from base 409 to 1722 and encodes 437 amino acids. Lineage: Eukaryota; Viridiplantae; Streptophyta; Magnoliopsida; Lamiales; Acanthaceae. The transcript has 7 exons. The record is from RefSeq and is a predicted model, not a curated record.